GCUUUUAUCAUGGGAGUGUAACAUUCUUACUCAAUACGACGCAAUUUCCUCGCGUAUUGAGCUGAUUAAUAGAGGAAAUAAGCGAAAGUGCAAUACGUGUGGCGCAAUUCUUCAAGGUCACUUUUAGAUAACUGCGUGAUCUAUAAUGGAAAUGAGCCCUAUACAUCCUUGCUUUGGAUUGUUGGUUCCAAAAACAACAGCGGAAGCUGCAGUCGACGACGGCAAGCCGAACGUUCGUUUUGAAGAUUCUUUCUUGAACGGAGACAGUCAAAAUCACAGACCAUUGUCCGAUUCGGAGAAAUUUUUAUACGAGCUAGAUCACAGAUUGAGAGUGCUUCAAGCACGUGCCUGGAGAGAGCAUCUAAGAAAGAAGGAUUGCUUCACGCGUUUAAUCAUUUGCGGGAGCGAUCUAGAGUCUGAAGAAGAAGAUCCUGAAUUGGAGUUUGAUCCUGUGAUACGGCACAUAUCCUCAUCGACAGCUCCCCAUCGACCGGCUUUAACAGCCAAUGAGUCAGUUCAUCACGUGAAAGCAGACAUACUUCAAACAACUAUGCAACAAGAACAAGACACCACGUCGAUUGAAGCAUUAUCUGGCAAAGUUUUCCUACUGAUAACUGGUGCAAGUCGUGGAAUCGGUCGCCAGAUAGCGAUAACAUUUGGUCAGUUGCUGAAAGAAGGCUCGCGCGUUCUUUUAUUAGCAAGAAAUAAAGAUGCAUUGCAGGAAGUCGCCAAAAAUUUACCUUCCAAAGUGAAAGUUUGUACUAUUAGCGCAGAUUUAAGUAAAUCAACUGAUGCAGAGAUUAAAAAAUUCCUAUCGGAAUCUUUAAAAGGAAUCUCUAAAGAAUCGUUUGAUCGACUAGUUCUAGUCCAUAAUGUUGGCACCAUGGGGGAUAUUUCUCAAAGUGUAAAUGACAUGGUAGAUGUUAAAAUAUGGAAAGAAUUCUAUGAACUGAACUUUUUCGUACCUGCUGUAUUAAACGCAGUGGUCAUGAAUACAUUUAAAAUCAAAACAAUUAAGAAGACGGUUAUCAACAUUACAUCCUUAUAUGCUAUUCAAGCGGGUGCUAGCUGUGGUCAGUAUUGCUCGGUGAAAGCAGCACGAGAAAUGUAUUUUAAGGUCUUUGCUUUGGAAAACCCCGAUGUUAAUGUAUUGAAUUACGCACCUGGACCUGUCGAUACUGAUAUGUUUACAGUGGCUUGCGAAAAACUUGCUGAUCCAACCGUUAAAAUGAUGUUUAAUGAGAUGAGAAAAAAGAAAACUGUAUUGACUGCAGAACAAACUGUUAAUCGUCUUGUACAGAUCUUGAAAGAGGAGAAAUAUAAUUCGGGCGAUCAUGUGGAUUACUACGAUAAGUUACAAACGACGCAACUCACACAAUAAUACAAAAAUAGAAUUCUCCCUCUAAAUAUUUGAUCUACACAUUUUAUUCAAGCGAUAUUCUGGGAAUAUCGUAGGACGACCGCAAAACAUAAAGGCAUUCCUUUUAAAUGUGUGCUGUAUAGGUAACAUAUGAUUUCUCUUUUAAAACUCUCUUGUUGAAUAGAUAAUUAAAGUUAAUAAUAUUAAAAUAAUAAUGAAUAUAUAUAUAUAUACUCUGUUUAACGAAAUGUAUAAAAGUAUAACGUGCUGGUUAAAUUGGGGCUGUAUCUAUUACCGUAUAUGAAAUACACCGGGGCACAGGCUUAGAAAGUAGAGCAAAUGUAAUAAUUUUAACAUUUUAAAACAAGCGCAAAACGGAUUUUUGUCCGAGGUCAUUUUCUCGUUGAGAAAGAAAUGGAGUUGUACCAUUUUAUGUUUUUAAUCUUAAGGGGUAAAACUACUCUAGAGCACAAAAAACAAGCCUAACUUUGUAAAUUUUUUCGGUAAUGAAAGAAAUAAAAAUAUGUAUUUUAGGUCUUUAUUGUACAU
Cyphomyrmex costatus is the source of this 1909-nucleotide messenger RNA. It is a transcript of the gene Sptr, whose product is annotated as Sepiapterin reductase. The coding region runs from base 146 to 1381 and encodes 411 amino acids. Gene Ontology annotation, molecular function: sepiapterin reductase (NADP+) activity. Gene Ontology annotation, biological process: tetrahydrobiopterin biosynthetic process. The record is from RefSeq and is a predicted model, not a curated record. The transcript has 7 exons. NCBI's taxonomy places the organism in Eukaryota, Metazoa, Arthropoda, Insecta, Hymenoptera, Formicidae.